Messenger RNA from Orbicella faveolata, 814 nucleotides. RefSeq names its product omega-amidase NIT2-like. Gene Ontology annotation, cellular component: mitochondrion. NCBI's taxonomy places the organism in Eukaryota, Metazoa, Cnidaria, Anthozoa, Scleractinia, Merulinidae. Gene Ontology annotation, molecular function: omega-amidase activity. The record is from RefSeq and is a predicted model, not a curated record. Gene Ontology annotation, biological process: L-glutamine metabolic process; oxaloacetate metabolic process.
ACAUGGCGGCUUCCAGUAAGCAAGAAUUUCGUAUUGCGCUUGUUCAGCUUGCUGUAACUUCAAACAAGGCUCAGAAUUUGUUGCGUGCGAAAGACAAGAUCAAAGAAGCGGCGUCGAAUGGAGCGAAAAUUAUCGCGCUUCCGGAAUGUUUCAACUCACCCUAUGGCACUCAAUAUUUUGCUGACUAUGCAGAGAAUAUCCCAGGGGAAUCAACAAAUAUGCUGUCAUCUGUUGCAAAAGAGACCGAAUGUUACAUCAUUGGAGGGUCCAUUCCCGAGAGAAAAAGUGAUGGAAAGUUGUACAACACCUCCACCUCAUUUGGACCUGAUGGCACCAUGCUUGCUAAACACAGAAAGGUUCAUCUCUUUGAUAUUGAUGUUCCAGGAAAAAUUCGCUUUCAAGAAUCAGAAGUCCUGAGCAGUGGAAAACAGCUGACAAUGAUGAACACAUCUUUGUGUAAAAUAGGAAUUGGAAUCUGUUAUGACAUGAGAUUUCCGGAGAUGGCUCAAGUUUACACUCAGCAAGGCUGUAAAUUAUUAUUUUACCCUGGAGCAUUUAACAUGACGACAGGACCGGCUCACUGGGAACCUCUCAUUAGAGCAAGGUACUCUCUUACCUUCACCAAAGCUUUUGAUUNUUUCAUAGAUCUGAGUUAUCUGGAAGAUGUCCGAGCCCAAAUUCCAGUCCAACAGCAGAAGAGGACCGAUAUGUACAAGUUAGAAAUGUUGUCAUAAAGUAUACAUGUACACACCUGUGGACACUGGCACAAGAAUAUGUGAGGGUGAAUGUGUGGGAACAGCUACAGCUUAGGUUA